GUAAUCAAAGGUCCAAGGUUUAGAAAAAUGCUGAACAUUUAUUGUCAGAAACUGUGGUAGCAGUCAGGAGUGUGCAGCAGCAGUCUGACUCUGCCAUGAUGGGAAGACUCACAGCGGCUAUAUUUGUCCUGCUGGUUUCAUGUGUCUGCAGGACAUCAGGACUUACAGGAUGUGAAGGAUACUGUGGGAGAGCAUUAAGCUCGUGUUCCUGCCAGCCCACAUGUGCAUCUCUGAAGACCUGCUGUGCAGAUUAUAAAGAGUACUGUGUGAGCACCCUUCCAUAUUCUGGGACCAUUUUGGGUGGAACAGAUUUUGUUGUCCUUGAUGCAACUUUCAAUGCAAGUUCUGAGGUUGUAUGCAGGUUUGACAAUAGUACUGAUACUGUGGGGUAUGUGGAUGACACCGGUAGAGGCCAUUGUAUCUCCCCAACGUUAUAUGAAACAGGAUGGGUUUCUUUGAAAAUCUCCUCAGAUAACGGCACGACGUUCAAUAGAGUUGGAUCUUGGCUCUCAGUUCACACCGGCAAAUUAGAUUCUAAAUUCAAGGCGAUUCUGGUCAACUCAACAAAAUGGCAGUACUAUGGCACGCCUAAUGUUGGAGGCUCUCUGGAGAUGACAUGGGACAUCUCUUUAGUCGGAGCGGACAGAGUCAAUAUAGAGCUCUGGGGAUACACUGAGACAGGGGAGCCCUAUUCAGACAACUGGCAGGGUCGAUGGGAGUAUCUGUACUCACUUGCGAAGGAUCAACCCAACAAUGGCUCCUUUAGGUUUGUGCCCCAACCAGCAGCAAACGGAUUUUCAAGCUGGGAGCUCGGAUCUGUGCGCGUCAGCCCCAGCACCUACCCUGAUGGCACAUGGAAUGUCCAGGCUGCUUGGACUGAAGAUCACGCUCUGGCCUGGCAUCUGGAGGAGAAGUUCAGGCUGGAUUCGGCAGGUUGGGCCCUGGAGAAAUGUUUAGCGUGGGACCAGCUGGAAGAAAAGCUGCCCAACUUCCUCGAUGAAAUCAUAGACUGUCCCUGCACCUUGGCUCAAGCCAGAGCAGACACCGGGAGGUUUCAUACCGACUAUGGCUGUGAUAUAGAGAAAGGAAGUGUGUGCACCUACCACCCUGGGAGUGUUCACUGUGUGAGGGCGAUACAAGCCAGCCCGAAGUAUGCAGCAGGACAGCAGUGUUGUUAUGACAAGACCGGCGUUCAGGUCCUGACAGAGGACUCAGUCGGGGGCAGCACUCCAGACCGAGCACACGACUGGGGCUCACCUCCCUUCAAGAAACCUCCUCGAAUCCCCGGACUGUCCCAUUGGAUCUAUGACGUCCUCAGCUUCUACUACUGCUGCCUCUGGUCUGAUAACUGCAAUUACUACUUCAAGCAUCGGCCCUCCAGCGACUGCAGACGUUACCAAUCACCCAGUUCAGCUGUGGUGUUCGGAGAUCCCCACUUCAUAACAUUUGAUGGUGUCAGCUACUCCUUCAAUGGUAAAGGAGAAUACACUUUGGUGACUUCAGAGGAGACACAGCUGGUAAUCCAGGGCAGAACAGAGCCUGUGGAAGGAACCACGCUAAACGCAACAACGUUGACGUCUGUAGUCAUGACAGACCUUUACUCAGAUGUUAUUGAGGUGCGGCUGGCCAGUGGUCACCAUAGCCUCGAAGUGCUGCAUAAUCAAAGAACUCUGUCCUUCUCUGAGCAGAGCUGGAUGGACUUCCGCGGUGUGUUUGUGUUUUGUCCCACCUCUACCAAUGUGACCGUGAUGUUCGGCUCUGGAGCCGGGGUGGAAGUGCGACUGAGAGAAGGAACCAUGACGACCACUGUGCUCCUGCCAGAGGAGUUUAAAAACUCCACUCUAGGACUGUUAGGAACGAUGAACGGUGACGCCAAAGAUGACCUCCUUUCCAGCAGCGGUCAGCUCGUCCAGGACUACAGCAGUCCAGAGGAAGUGUUCGAGUUCGGGGCGAGCUGGGCCGUCCUAAAUAAAUCUGCCUUGUUCACAUAUGAUUCCGACUACCUUCUGAAUGAGUAUAAGUUCGUUCCCAGACACGACGACACAUUUAUUCCACAGUUUACAGUUCCUGAGAACCCGGAUGAUCCACUGGCCAAUCUGACAGCUGAGAUAUGCUCUGGAGAAGGUUCUCAGUUCUGUAGGUAUGAUAUCCUGGUAGGUCGUAGUCCACAGAUGGGGAAUGCCACCAGAGUGUCCUUCCAGAGUCACGUUACUCUUAUGAAUGAUCUAAAACCAGUGGUAACCUGUGGGUGGGUUUCACCACCGACUAACGGGGCAAAGGAGGGAACCACCUACCUUCGAGGGGCAGUGGUGAAGUUUUCCUGUGACGACGGCUACACUCUGAAAGGAUCGGCAGAGCGAACGUGCCAGAGCAGUGGCCAGUGGUCUGGAGAGGAGGCAACCUGCGUGACUCCCAGUAAAAUUCCAGGAAUCGUGGCUGGUUCAGUCAUCGGAGCCGUGACACUGAUUAUAAUUAUAACAACACUGGUGCUCCACUCCAGAAAACAGAAAAGAAAACAUACAGAAGAACACUCCUGGGAUCCAGAAGAACACUAACCAAAAUCCCUACUGAAAUAUUUUACAUUUUCUUAUCUUGUGAAAAAAAAUCUUUGCCAAAAUUAGCUAUCACCUUUCAUUUGAUGCAGAGACCUAAACAAAACUGACAUAAAUACCAGCUUAGAUAAAUAGCAGAUUGCAUUAUUCUUAGAAACUUCACGUGUCCAUUGCUAGUAUUAGAGACAGACGUUUCAGAUAAGAUGUUUUUAUUUUCAUUGUAAACCUUGACUACCCACAUAUAUAACAUAAGGUUGAGCAAAGGUCCCUGCAUAGUUAAAGAGUAACUGCACAACAUUGCAAAACUAGUAUUACUGCCUAUAGAUAUGUUGCAUUUUAAAAGUUUGUGUGUUCAUCUCCUUUGGUGUAAGUCAUUUAGCUACUCUGCUUCAUUUAGAAGCACACUGUCUGCUAAGUUUACAAUUUUACUGAUAAAACUCCAAUGAAAUGCUACUUGUUGCUGUGGAAACACUCCGUCAUCGUUAAUGUUAUUAAGUAAAGCUCUCAGGUAAUAUGUACUGUAAACGUGUUUGGUUUUUUGGACAAUAAAGUCAUUCAGAUAUCGUG
Amphiprion ocellaris (clown anemonefish) is the source of this 3119-nucleotide messenger RNA. RefSeq names its product sushi domain containing 2 (gene susd2). NCBI's taxonomy places the organism in Eukaryota, Metazoa, Chordata, Actinopteri, Pomacentridae. The coding region runs from base 96 to 2555 and encodes 819 amino acids. The transcript is spliced from 16 exons. The record is from RefSeq and is a predicted model, not a curated record.